Messenger RNA from Dichotomopilus funicola, 3903 nucleotides. RefSeq lists its product as uncharacterized. Bases 1 to 3903 code for a protein of 1300 amino acids. Gene Ontology annotation, biological process: microtubule-based movement. The record is from RefSeq and is a predicted model, not a curated record. The transcript is spliced from 7 exons. NCBI's taxonomy places the organism in Eukaryota, Fungi, Ascomycota, Sordariomycetes, Sordariales, Chaetomiaceae. Gene Ontology annotation, molecular function: ATP binding; peptidase activity; microtubule motor activity.
AUGGACGUACACCUCCUCGUUUACGAUCUUUCUCAGGGUCUCGCCCGGCAAAUGUCCCAGGGCCUGUUGGGAUUCCAGCUCGACGCCAUCUACCACACAUCGAUCCAACUCAACGGGCGCGAGUACGUGUACGACGGGAAUGUGGUGGCUAUCCAGCCGGGGUCGUCGCAUCUUGGGCAGCCGUUGGAGAAGUUGCAUUUGGGGAGGACGGAGUUGCCUAUGGAUGUGAUUGAGGAGUAUUUGGACUCGUUGCGUGAGAUUUACACCGUCGAGGCAUACGAUCUGUGGAAACACAAUUGCAACAACUUUUCCAAUGACUUUGCCACCUUUCUCCUCGGAAAGGGCAUCCCCAGUCAUAUCACUAACAUGCCUCAGGCCGUACUAGACUCACCUUUCGGGCGGAUGAUAAUGCCCGCGUUGGCACAGCAAAUCAACGUCAACAAAAGCCGCGGCGGAAUCCUCGGGAUCGAGCAGCAGACGCCGGGCAGCUCGGUCAAGCCUACGUCGCAGCUACAUCAUCCACUGGGAAAGGUCCAAGUCGUUGACAGCCUAACACAACUCGAUGCACUAUUGUCAAGAUAUGAUCGAUCCUGUGCCGUCGUCUUCUUUACCUCGGCCACCUGCCCUCCUUGCAAGACGCUUUACCCCCUUUACGACGAACUCGCUGCCGAGGUUGGGGGCAAAGGGGUGUUGAUCAAGGUCGACAGUUCACGCGCGUUUGGAGUGGGAAACAAAUACUCGAUCUCAGCUACACCCACGUUCAUUACCUUUCUGAAGGGCCAGCAGGAGAACCGAUGGAGCGGUGCCGACCCAGGCGCUCUGCGAGGCAACAUUCAGCUCCUGGUCCAAAUGGCAUGGCCGCCACACCCGCACCAGAGUCUCAACCUCCCCAGUUUUUCCAACCCCAACGCGGAGUUCGUGACCUUUACCAAGAUCCCACCACUCCCCAAAUUGCUCGCCAAGAUGGGCCCGCUCGCGGAUCACCCCAUAGUACAGAGCGUCAAGACCUUCCUCGAGACCCGGGCCUCCUCCGGGCCAGCCGAGGCAACACUGCCCGAUCUUGCGGCGUUUGCCGCGUUCGUCCGGUCUACUCUAACCGCCCUCCCGACCGACGUUCUUUUCACCAUUGUCGACCUCCUCCGCUGUGCGCUUAUUGACCCCCGUGUUAGCGGGUUCCUAGCAGAGGAGCAACACCAAACCACAAUCACCGCCAUCCUCAUGCACGUUACCACCACCUUGCCACCGACGACCUGCCCCUACGCUCUGCGGCUAGUUACCCUGCAGAUGGCGUGCAACCUGUUUACCUCCCCGUUAUAUCCGCCACAGCUGCUUUCCUCUUCGUCCCCCGAGAGCGCUGCUAGCGUCCGCUCCCGCCUCACCCAGUUGAUAUCCUCCAGUUUCCUCGACGUCACCCACACCAACACGCGCGUAGCAGCCGCCAGUCUGCUGUACAACCUCGCGCUAGCCAACAACCGAGUCCGUCUAGGCCUCACCACACCAGAUCCCGCUCUAACAGGAGGAGACGGCUUACCGGAGGAAGACCAAGUUGAACUCGCGGCAUCGGUGCUGGAGGCGAUUGCGCAGGAGGAGCAGUCGGUUGAGGCGUUGGAAGGGAUGUUGCGGGCGCUGGGGUGGCUGGUGUAUUGUGCGCCGGUGGAAGGGGAGUUGGUGGAUUUAUUGAGGGUGUUGGAUGCUGGGGGGACGGUGUUGGGGAAGGGGGGAGAGAAGGGAGUGGGUAGGGGGAUGGGGUUGGUGAAAGAGGUCGGGGAGGUGCUCAACCUCGAACAGCGCUUCCGAGACGUCGUCACCGACAUCAACGAGACACUAAUCGGUAUCGCACCGCAUCCGCGCCUCAUGCCGAAUUCUGCUGGACACCAGUACAGCCCUGCUGCUGGGCAUUUAGCGGUACGGUCGUAUGCGAGUACGCCGUCGUUGAGGUCGAGGGAUGGGACGGUACCGCCGCAUGCGAGGGCGGAUCCGGGAGGGAAUGUGAGGGUUGUCGUAAGGGUGAGGGCGUUUUUGCCGAGGGAGAUUCAACGACACGCAGAAUGCCUCAUCCGCAUGGACCCCGUCUCGCAGCAGACCACACUACUCGUCCCCAACAGCCACGACCCGGCCAACGCCAAGGCGCGCGCGCGCAAGGCAACGGAGGAAAAGAACUUCACCUUCGACAACAGCUUCUGGAGCCACGACCUGACAGACGAGCACUACGCCGAGCAGGAGGACGUCUACGACAGUUUGGGCGAAGAGUUCCUCGACCACAACUUCGAGGGCUACCACACAUGCAUCUUCGCCUACGGCCAGACCGGUUCCGGCAAAUCAUACACCAUGAUGGGCACCCCGGACCAACCGGGCCUGAUCCCACGCACCUGCGAGGACCUAUUCGAGCGCAUCGCAGCCGCCCAGGACGAAACCCCCAACACCAGCUACAACGUGCGGGUGUCGUACUUUGAAGUCUACAACGAACACGUCCGCGACUUGCUCGUCCCUGUCAUCCCCAACCAACCACCCUACUACCUCAAAAUCCGCGAAUCCCCCACCGAAGGACCCUACGUCAAAGACCUCACCGAAGUCCCCGUGCGCAGCCUGCACGAGAUCCUGCGGUACAUGCGCGUCGGCGACAACAACCGCACGACGGCCAGCACCAAGAUGAACGACACCUCCUCCCGCAGCCACGCCGUGUUCACCAUCAUGCUGAAGCAGAUCCACCACGACCUCGAGACCGACGAGACCACCGAGCGGUCCAGCCGUAUCCGCUUGGUCGAUCUCGCUGGGUCCGAACGCGCCAAGUCGACCGAGGCUACGGGUCAGCGUCUGCGUGAGGGUAGUAAUAUCAAUAAGUCGCUGACUACGCUGGGGAGGGUGAUUGCGGCGUUGGCGGAUCCUAAGCAGCAGCGUCCGCGGGGUGGUGCUGGCAAUACUAAUGGAUCCGGAUCCGGAUCCAAAAAGGAUGCUGCAGCAGCAGUCGUCCCCUACCGCGACAGCAUCCUCACCUGGCUGCUCAAAGACUCCCUCGGCGGCAACUCCAAAACGGCCAUGAUCGCCUGCAUCGCCCCGGCCGACUACGAAGAAACCCUCUCCACGCUCCGCUACGCCGACCAAGCCAAACGCAUCCGCACCCGCGCCGUCGUCAACCAAAUCGACUCUGUCACCGCCGCCGAGCGCGACGCGCAAAUCGCCUCCAUGGAAGCCGAGAUCCGCGCUUUGCAGCUGGUGGUCGGUGAUUCCCGCCGGCGGGAACGGGACGAUGCGCGCGAGGCGGAGGAGAGGCUGGAGGAGUACCAGGCGAGAGUGCGCGGGUUGCAGCAGGCGAUGGAGCAGAGGUCGUUGGUGGCGGAGGGGAAGAUUAGGUCGUUGCAGACGGAGAAUGAGGCGUUGAGGUUGCAUUUGAAGUUGGCGUUGGAGAGUCUGAGGAAUCCCAUUCCUGAGGUGGCUGUGCCGGGGCCUUUUACCGAUGACGGCCUGGAUCCCGACACCCUUGAAGAGGGUGAUCAUGACGGCGAAAAGAAGAGGAGGACCACGAACGGCGUGUCAGAUGACGACGGCUACGCCUCAGCCACUGGGCCUGACCAUGACAACGAAAUAGAAAGUAUCCCCGACUCCGAACCCGCCGGCUACGAAAAACACGCCGAUGACAUGCACGAGCACAUGAGUGGGCUGCUGCGGGAUCUGGGGCUGUUCAGGCGCAAAAUUGGGGAUGAUAAGACACGGUUUGUUGUUGCUGGGGAGGACGGGGAGGAAGACGAGAAUGGUGUUACUGGGGGUGGGUUUGGGUUUGGACGGUUUGGACGGGGUAGUGGGGGUGGUUUAGGGGGGGAGGAAGGCGAGGGGCUGGUGUUGCCGGCGUUGGGGGGGUUGGAGUUUAGUCCGAGACGGUGGGAGAGGAGUGGGAAUAUUAUUUAG